Lolium rigidum is the source of this 1503-nucleotide messenger RNA. RefSeq names its product glycerophosphodiester phosphodiesterase GDPD6-like. The record is from RefSeq and is a predicted model, not a curated record. The transcript has 8 exons. Bases 101 to 1285 code for a protein of 394 amino acids. Gene Ontology annotation, molecular function: glycerophosphodiester phosphodiesterase activity. Lineage: Eukaryota; Viridiplantae; Streptophyta; Magnoliopsida; Poales; Poaceae. Gene Ontology annotation, biological process: lipid metabolic process.
AGAAGAAAGGCCUGCCUCCUAGGCAGCCCUGUGGUUCUUAAAGGCUCAUCGACGAGGAAGCGGCAGAAGGGGAAGGAAGGAAGGAGGCAGCAGAAGCGCCAUGGCUUCGCUCUGGCACGUUUCUGUUGUUGUUUUUGUUGUCCUGGUACUGCUUGGAAGAUCUGAUGCCAAUCCAGCUUCCCCUCACCGUAGUCAGCUUGAUGUGAACCACAAGAAGCCGCUACAGACAUUCAGACCUUUCAACAUUGCCCACAGGGGUUCCAAUGGCGAAAUUCCUGAAGAGACUGCGGCAGCCUAUUUGAGGGCUAUCGAGGAAGGUGCAGACUUCAUAGAGACUGAUAUACUUGCGUCAAAGGAUGGGCAUCUGAUAUGCUUUCAUGAUGUAACCCUCGAUGCCACGACUGACAUCGCUGACCGUGCAGAGUUUGCUGGCAGGAAGAGAACCUAUGAAGUUGAGAGAGCAAAUGUGACCGGAUGGUUUGUUGUGGAUUUUACUCUAAGCGAACUGAAAUCACUGAGGGUGAAGCAACGCUACACAUUCAGGGAUCAACAGUACAAUUGGAAGUACAAGAUCAUUACAUUCGAUGAGUUUAUCCAGAUUGCACUUUAUGCUGAGAGGGUAGUUGGAAUAUACCCAGAGAUCAAAAGUCCUAUUUUCAUUAACCAAUAUGUAAAGUGGUCUGGUGGCAAAAAGUUUGAGGACAAGUUCGUGGAGACACUUCUAAAGUAUGGCUACAAAGGCGAAUACAUGUCUGAAGAUUGGCUCAAGAAGCCAUUAUUCAUCCAAUCCUUUGCUCCAACUUCACUCAUUUACAUCUCAAACAUGACAAACUCUCCAAAACUGCUUCUAAUAGAUGACACCACAGCUCGGACUCAAGAUACCAACCAGUCAUACUCUGAGAUAACUUCGAAUGGUUAUCUCACGUUCAUAAGGAAGUAUGUAAUUGGGAUUGGUCCAUGGAAGGAUACAGUUAUUUCUUCCACAGUAAAUAACCAUUUAGGACAUCUGACUGAUCUUGUGGCACGAGCACAUGCUCUGAAUCUUCAGGUUCAUCCAUACACAUUCCGAAACGAGAACUUAUUCUUGCACUUCAACUUCCACCAAGACCCUUAUGCUGAAUAUGAGUAUUGGCUCAGCGUAAUUGGCGUUGAUGGCCUGUUCACCGAUUUCACCGGAAGUCUUCACAGGUAUCAGCAGUGGACAGCUCCGCACCAAAUGAAAGGAAAGACUGCCCAGGCACUCCUCCAUGAGAUCUCCAACAUGCUAAAGGAUGAUGGAUACUAAUCUUAGGUUGGCAAUCCUGUAUACAGCUCCCUUUUGAGAUUGGUGUCAUUGUUUCAUCCACCAAGAAAAAAUAUUGGUGCUAUAACCACCGAGAAGAAGGAAGUACAUGAGAAAUAGCCUCAUGUACUUCCUUUUUUGUAAAGUCAACACUUGAAACACUAUUUUCUUCUUACAACAAUUUCGGUAUAUCAUCAAUAUGAUUCUCGUUCAAAGAGAAA